This is a messenger RNA of Engraulis encrasicolus (European anchovy), 1736 nucleotides long. RefSeq names its product cytosolic phospholipase A2 gamma-like. The record is from RefSeq and is a predicted model, not a curated record. Bases 72 to 1262 code for a protein of 396 amino acids. The transcript is spliced from 10 exons. Gene Ontology annotation, cellular component: nucleoplasm; nuclear envelope; cytosol. Gene Ontology annotation, molecular function: calcium-dependent phospholipid binding; calcium ion binding. Lineage: Eukaryota; Metazoa; Chordata; Actinopteri; Clupeiformes; Engraulidae. Gene Ontology annotation, biological process: glycerophospholipid catabolic process.
UGUCCUCAUUGUAUGACGAUGCCCACUGGCCAGACAGCGUCGACCGUCUGGUCCGCCAGGCUCUUGCCGACAUGUCCCAGGACCGGAGCAGCUCGUUUUCGGACUGUAUUGAAUGGCUCAAUAACAGGAGCCAGGAAGGAGAUUUGUCCCUCACGGAUUUCUGGGGUGUGGUCGUAUGCUACAUCAAGGGUGUACAAUUGGAGAAGAGGACGCUAGCCAAGGAGGGCCAACGAGACAAAGAUGGUGCCACUCCUUACCCACUCUACAGUGCCGUGGAGAGGGCCUUGCUGGAUAAGAACGCAGAGGAAGAGCCGUGGUUUGAGGUGAGUACUCAUCAGGCGGGAUUCACAGAGCCUGGAGCUUUUGUUGAGACCGCCCUGCUGAAGCAGCCAUUUCAGGGAGGGAAGGUGCAAAUGGAUUCACGCAGGAAGCCAAUGGAUAUGGUUCAGCUACAAGGAAUUUGUGGAAGUGCUUUUGGGGACAGCCAAAUCAAUAUCAAAUACAUAUGGGGCCUCAUUAAGAAUUGGUUCCAUGAACACUGGCCUGUUGCAGACCACGACCACAACCCAUUUUAUGGGCCAGUUUUCAAGUUGCUUGACGACUUUGGAGACAUGGAGAGAAGUUAUGACGAUUUGCAAGAGCUGAAAAUUGAACUUCAUGAUUUCUGUGGGUCGCACAUACACAGUGACGCCUUGACUACGUUGGUUCGCAAGACAUGGUACAAAAUGACGGAAGUGCAAAAAAGGAAAUAUAUAACCACGAUCUUGGAUGAACUCAACCAAUCACUAAACCCCUCACUGAAGAUGAAACUGAAAGCAACUUAUUCCGUAUCAUGGUGGGAUGCUUCGAAACUCCUGAUGAAGGCUUUGAGUUUAGUUUACAACUGGGACUUUGGGGAAAUGCCUAAUAUCCUGUACAAGUUGAGAGAUCGCCGGGUCCCACUGGGCAUGUGUGAGAAGGACAUCAUGCAUGUGAUAGAUGCAGGACUCUACCUGAACUCUCCCUACCCGCCCCUGCUGGGAAAGAAAAGGGACAUCGACCUCAUCAUCUCCUUUGACUUCUCUGAGGGUGAUCCCUUCGAGACAGUUAAGAAGGCCCAUCAGUAUGCUGAAAGAUGCAAGGUGCCUUUCCCCGAAAUAAACUUGGAUGGCACCGAUGACGAUUGCCCAAAGUCCCUCUACAUUUUUGAGGGAAGAGACAAGCUAACUGUUAUCCACAUUCCCCUCUUCAACAUAGACAAUUGCAAAGGCCAUUCAUCAUGAGUGUGCCCAUGGAUGUUGAGAGUUUUAGCGGUUCCAGCUCUUUUGCAUCCGACACCAGCCUUAUCUGUGGAUCGUCCCCCAGUCCGGUAAGAUCCCAAUGAUCUCAGGUUACAUCACUGAUGAUGUGUUCAGAAGCAUCCUAGAGAUGUAUUCUACCAAUUUCAUUGAAGACUCUAACUUGCAGCAGCUAUGUAACACAUUUUUGUGAUGGAAAUACCAAGCAGUUUUAAUGUAAAUGGACUGAGUUUCAAUAAGCCUAGAGGGCCAUCUAAAACACAUUACAUUAACCCACAACUGUGCCCUAACCCAUUCUGUCAUGGAGGCCACCUUGCAACCUGUAGUUUUAUAUUUUCCAUUACGUAAUACUAAUGGUUGAGCUGGCCUAGCCCAGACUGCUAGUGAUGUUGGCUAUGAUUAUGUCCUCUUUUGAAAGUCGCUUUAGUUAUAAAUGCAAUGCAAUGCGAUACAAUGUAA